This is a messenger RNA of Spirodela intermedia, 675 nucleotides long. The record is from the annotation of a GenBank genome assembly. Lineage: Eukaryota; Viridiplantae; Streptophyta; Magnoliopsida; Alismatales; Araceae.
AUGUACGUAAGACAACCCCUAACACCUCUCUCUCUCUCUCUCUCUCUACCUCCUCUCUCUAUUUAUCUACCUAUCUCUCUCUCUUUCUCAAUCUAUCGUCUCCAUAGCUCACCGGACGUUUGCUAUUUCACAGCAUCAUCGGUAAGGAGGGAGGAAAACGAGGGUGGGCAUUCUGGCGCAUCAGAUGAGAACAGCGAGGGGGUUGAACUCGGUGGCGAAGAGGGGAGGAAGAAGAGGAAGAAGAAGAGCAUAUAUAAGGGACUCCGACGCAGGCCAUGGGGGAGGUGGGCGGCGGAGAUACGAGACCCCCGCAAGGGCAAGCGGAUCUGGCUGGGGACCUACGACACCCAGGAGGAAGCCGCUGCCGCCUACGACACCGCCGCCCGCAAGAUCCGUGGUUCCAAGGCCAAGCUCAACUUCCUCUACGGCAGCGCCGGCGAAACUCCGGCGACCCCAAUAAAGAGAAUCCCUCCGGCCGCCGCCCAGAGUCUUCCUGUUCCUCCCUCCACUCCGCCGCCGCCGAUACUUCCGUACGAUGGCGAGCUGGGAGACCACAUCUCCAUGCUGACAGACUUCCUGGAGAUGGACACCACGCGAGAGGCCAGGGAGAUCAGAGGAGGCAAUGGAGAUGGCCCUCCUCCGCUCUGGGAUCCCGUGAGCCUCCUCUGCUGUUGA